GUUCCAUAGCCGAUGGAGAUGACUUUGUGAGGCCAUUGGACACAGAGAAAGCUGGGCUUCAUGAAAGGAAUAAGAUGAUUGUCUUUGCAAACACACGUGUGAAUCUCCUUGUAGACAGGGCCAGGGACUCACACACAGGGAAGUGACGGAAGAGACUCUCAGUUCUAGAAAAUGGCACUAAUUGGCAUGGACUGCUGCUCAACCAAAGCUAGGUUAAACUCCUGAACUUCAAGACAAAGAACAAAGACUUCAGAGAAUUAUGAACAGUGUUUUGUUACAUAAAAGAACAAAAAAAAAAAAGGGGGUACAUAGGAGAGAGGGACAUGGAGUAGGGGAUGUGGGAAGUACCUUGUCAGAACCCCGGAUGAUGGGGAAAGCAAAAGGGUGAUGUGGAUGGGAAAUUAGGGCAAAAAUGGGGCUGUGUACGCCAGCCAUGUGAAAGAUCCAAUGGGAAAUCCCCCAUGGCCUCUCCGUUUAUUUCGACGAAGUUACAGGACUCCUCUGUCUCCUUUUGGGACACAAACCUCCGGCGCUGUGAAUUUUCUCGAACGUUCCUUGCUCCGCGCCUCGCAAGCCGACCUUCCCCACGAUGCCAGCACAACCCCGGCGCCGCAGGGCCCACCCUCGGUAACAGCAGGAAACCGAAAGUUUGGGAGGUCACCUCCAGGAAGAUACCAGGUGAUUGAAGGCAUAAUGUCUCCUGUCAGUGAUAGCUAUGGGAAGAAAGGCUUGGUGUCAGCAAGGCACCGGGUGGCAAUGGCCAAACUGGCCCUGGAGACGUCUGACUGGAUCCGGGUGGAUCCCUGGGAGAGCGAGCAGGACACGUGGACAGAGACGGUGAAAGUAUUAAGGCACCAUUAUAAUGAAGCACUCAGAGCAUUCCAGUCCAAGAAGGAGUUCACAAGAAACAAACAUCCCAUGGAAAGCUCCGCAGGGGACUCCCUUUCUUGCCAGCAACCAGUUCUACCGGAAUUAAAGCUGCUGUGUGGAGCUGAUUUUCUACAGACAUUUAAGACACCCAAUCUCUGGAAGGAAGAAGACAUCAAAGAAAUAGUGGGAAAGUUUGGUUUGGUCUGCAUUAGCCGGGCUGGCUCUGAUCCAUCUCAGUUCAUCCAGGAAUCAGACCUUUUAUCUAAAUUUCAGCACAACAUUUUUCUAGUGAGAGAGUGGAUCCAGAAUGAAGUCAGUGCAACGCACAUCCGCUCUGCCCUGUGCAGAGGGCUGAGUGUGAAAUAUCUCAUCCCAGACUCUGUCAUUGCCUACAUUGUACAGCACAACGUCUACACAGCGGAGAGCGAGCGCAGGAACGAGGGACACCUGCUGCAGCCUCUCAGGCUGCAAAACCCAACAAUAAACCCUCUGAGGGACUGAUUCCUGCACUGUGUGCCAUGUCAGA
Vidua chalybeata is the source of this 1396-nucleotide messenger RNA. It is a transcript of the gene NMNAT3, whose product is annotated as nicotinamide nucleotide adenylyltransferase 3. The transcript is spliced from 4 exons. Gene Ontology annotation, cellular component: mitochondrion. Bases 448 to 1371 code for a protein of 307 amino acids. Gene Ontology annotation, molecular function: nicotinate-nucleotide adenylyltransferase activity; nicotinamide-nucleotide adenylyltransferase activity. Gene Ontology annotation, biological process: NAD+ biosynthetic process. The record is from RefSeq and is a predicted model, not a curated record. Lineage: Eukaryota; Metazoa; Chordata; Aves; Passeriformes; Viduidae.